Messenger RNA from Anguilla anguilla (European eel), 9537 nucleotides. RefSeq names its product adenomatous polyposis coli protein-like. Gene Ontology annotation, biological process: nervous system development; negative regulation of canonical Wnt signaling pathway; positive regulation of protein catabolic process. Gene Ontology annotation, cellular component: cytoplasmic microtubule; beta-catenin destruction complex; catenin complex. The record is from RefSeq and is a predicted model, not a curated record. The transcript has 16 exons. Bases 34 to 8568 code for a protein of 2844 amino acids. Gene Ontology annotation, molecular function: gamma-catenin binding; beta-catenin binding; microtubule binding. NCBI's taxonomy places the organism in Eukaryota, Metazoa, Chordata, Actinopteri, Anguilliformes, Anguillidae.
AAACGUCUUCAGAAGCUUUUUCAGUCUUCACGCAUGCGCGAUCUGGUAGCAUUCAAGACAUCAAUAUGGCGUAGCGGAGGAGUGGGACCUCAGCGAGGUGUUUGGGGAAAAAAAUCGGAGGCAGACAAAGUCAAGUGGUACUCCAAGAUGGCUGCUGCUUCCUAUGACCAGCUGCUGAAGCAAGUGGAGGCCCUGAAGAUGGAGAACUCCAACCUGCGGCAGGAGCUGGAGGACAACUCCAACCACCUGACCAAACUCGAGACCGAGGCCUCCACAAUGAAGGAGGUGCUGAAGCAACUGCAGGGCAGCAUAGAGGAAGAGUCCAUGGGAUCUUCUGGACAGAUCGACCUGCUCGAGAGACUGAAAGAAAUGAACCUGGACGCCAGUAACUUCCCGGGCGUGAAGCUGAGGCCCAAGGGCCCGGCGCACCCGUACGACAGCCGCGAGGGCUCCACGUCCGGCCAGUCGGGCGACAGCAGCCCCUCCAGCGCCGGCUCCUUCCCCAGGAGGGCCAUGGCCAACGGGGGCGGCGACAACGACGCCGGCUUCCUGGAGGAGCUAGAGAAGGAGAGGUCUUUGCUGAUGGCAGAGCUGGAGAAGGAGGAGAAGGAGAAGGACUGGUACUAUGCUCAGCUUCAGAACCUCACCAAGAGGAUCGACAGCCUUCCCCUCACGGAAAACUUCUCCAUGCAGACGGACAUGACGCGCAGGCAGCUGGACUACGAGGCGCGGCAGAUCAGAGCCGCAAUGGAGGAGCAGCUGGGCACCUGCCAGGACAUGGAGAAGAGGGCACAGGCGAGAGUGGCCCGGAUUCAGCAGAUAGAGAAGGACAUGCUCCGGAUGAGGCAGUCCCAGCCAGCGGAUGUGGAGAAGACACCACAGAGCAAGCACGAGGCAGACAGACAGAACGAGGCGGCGCAGGCAUCAUGUGACGCGGGCGUGGCCGCCCAGGAGUGUGGUCAGAGUUCAAGUGCUGGAUUGGACCACGAAGCAGCCAAUGAUAUGAGUUGUAGUAGUAGUUACUCUGUCCCACGCAGACUGACAAGUCACCUGGGUACCAAGGUAACCGAAGAUUCCAAGCCCCAGGUGGAGAUGGUCUACUCCCUGCUCUCCAUGCUGGGGACGCACGACAAGGACGACAUGUCGCGCACGCUGCUGGCCAUGUCCAGCUCGCAGGACAGCUGCAUCGCCAUGCGCCAGUCCGGCUGCCUGCCGCUGCUCAUCCAGCUGCUGCACGGCAACGACAAGGACUCGGUGUUGCUGGGCAACUCGCGGGGCAGCAAGGACGCCCGGGCGCGGGCCAGCGCCGCCCUGCACAACAUCGUCCACUCGCAGCCCGACGACAAGCGCGGGCGGCGCGAGAUCCGCGUGCUGCACCUGCUGGAGCAGAUCCGGGCCUACUGCGAGACCUGCUGGGAGUGGCAGGGCGCACACGAGCAGGGCGUCGACCACGACACCAAUCCCAUGCCCUCUCCUGUGGAACACCAGAUCUGCCCCGCGGUGUGCGUCCUCAUGAAGCUCUCCUUCGACGAGGAGCACAGACACGCCAUGAACGAGCUGGGAGGAUUGCAGGCAAUCGGGGAGCUGUUGCAGGUGGACUGUGAGAUGUACGGGCUCACCAGCGACCACUACAGCGUCACUCUGAGACGCUAUGCAGGAAUGGCACUCACCAACCUGACGUUCGGAGACGUGGCCAACAAGUCCACCCUGUGUUCCAUGAAGGGCUGCAUGAGGGCAAUGGUGGCCCAGCUGAAAUCGGAGAGCGAGGAUCUGCAGCAGGUCAUUGCCAGUGUUCUGAGGAACCUGUCCUGGCGUGCAGAUGUGAACAGUAAGCAGACCCUGCGGGAAGUGGGGAGCGUUAAGGCUCUAAUGGAGUGUGCCCUGGACGUCAAAAAGGAGUCCACCCUGAAGAGUGUACUCAGUGCCCUGUGGAACCUGUCGGCACACUGCACUGAGAACAAGGCUGACAUCUGUGCUGUGGACGGGGCACUGGCCUUCUUAGUGAGCACGCUGACCUACCGAAGCCAAACCAACACCCUGGCCAUAAUCGAAAGCGGUGGAGGAAUCUUACGAAAUGUGUCUAGUCUCAUUGCUACAAAUGAGGAUCACAGGCAAAUACUGAGAGAAAACAGCUGCCUCCAAACUCUUCUUCAGCAUCUGAAGUCUCACAGCUUGACCAUUGUCAGCAAUGCAUGUGGAACCCUUUGGAACCUUUCAGCCCGAAAUGUAAAGGACCAGGAAGCCUUGUGGGACAUGGGAUCCGUGAGCAUGCUGAAGAACCUCAUCCACUCCAAGCACAAGAUGAUCGCCAUGGGUAGUGCUGCAGCUUUGAGAAACCUCAUGGCCAACAGACCUGCCAAAUACAAGGAUGCUAACAUCAUGUCCCCGGGAUCCAGCUUGCCCUCCCUCCACGUCCGAAAACAGAAAGCUUUGUUCGAGGAGCUGGACUCGCAACAUCUCACUGAGACGUUUGACAACAUCGACAACUUGAGCCCGAAAGCAGCUCACAAGGGCAAGCCAAGGAACAAGCAGAACGUGUACAGCGAGUGCGUCCUGGACUCCGGGCGCCACAACAGUGAAGGCGUUUGCAGGGCAGACGGUGGCUUCAGCCCCGGCAACAUGCCGGUUCUUUCCCCGUACGUGAACACUCCGGUGCUGCCCGGUUCCUCCUCCAGAGAAAGCAGAGCAGGAAGUUCGGAAGGUUCCAGGCCUGAGAGGGAUCAAAGCCUUGACAGGGAAAGGAGGGCAGGUGGACCCGGUGCCCCUUCGGACAAGCCCUCCAAGAGGAUGGGAAUGCAGGUGUCGUCCACCACUGCACAGAUUGCAGCGGUUAUGGAAGAAGUGCAGAGUGUAUACGCUGGCCAAGAGGACAGAAAUCCUGGUUCCGCGCAGGACAUGCAUUGCAUGCAAGACGAAAUGAGUGGCAUGAGACGUGCUGGCAUGCAUGCAACCUCGAAUAUGUACAGUUAUAACAAACCAGAGAUCUCUAAUAGACCGUGCCCAAUGCCAAAAAUAGAAUAUAGGGCAUCCAAUGACAGCCUGAAUAGUGUUGGCAGCAGUGACGGUUAUGGUAAAAGAGGCCAAAUGAAGCCGUCAGUUGACUCGUACUCUGAAGACGAUGAAGGGAAAUGUUGCAUCUACGGAAAAUAUCCAGCUGACCUCGCCCACAAGAUACACAGUGCCAAUCAUAUGGAAGAUAAUGACGGGGACCUGGACACCCCCAUAAAUUACAGCCUGAAGUAUUCGGACGAACAGCUAAACUCCGGUAGGCAAAGUCCCAAUCAAAGUGAAAGGUGGGCAAGGCCUAAACAUCUUGAUGGUGAUUUGAAAAGGCCUGAUCAAAAGCCGGUACAGUCGCAAAGCCAAGGUUACCCUUUGUAUACAGAAAGCAAUAGUGACAGUGAAGAAAAAUCAAUACAGUAUCAGCCUAGAUUUGUGCAGCCUGAAUGUUCUGGUGGUUUCAAAUCCAGGAGCUCUAACAGCUCUGAGCAAAGUAGAGGCAGUUCUAGUCACGGAGUGACAACAAAGAUCAACCAGACCAUAUGCUCCAUUGAUGAUUAUGAGGACGACAAGCCAACCAAUUACAGUGAAAGGUAUUCAGAAGAGGAACAACCGGAUGAGGACCAGCCAACCAAUUACAGCAUGAAGUACAGCGAAGAAGACCAUCAUGUGGAACAACCAAUUGAUUACAGCUUAAAAUAUUCUGAAACACACUCCUCCCAAAAGGUCAUGUACAACCAUUCAAAAUCUUCCUCUUCUCAAAACUCAACAAAAGACCAUCUUAACCAGGGCAGUGGGACAUCCUCUUUGACACCAUACAGGGGUUCCUCAAGACAAAAACUGCACCCCUCUUCAGCUCAGACGCAAUCUGGGACAGCGCGUGCAGGCCAAAAGACUUCAGCAUGCAAAGGCUCUGGCAUUAAUCAAGAAACUUUACAGACGUACUGUGUUGAGGACACUCCGAUCUGUUUUUCCCGAGGUAGUUCUCUGUCAUCAUUGUCGUCCGCAGAGGACGAAAUGGAAGGGAGAGAACGAUCCUCAAAUGUAAGUAACUACCCAGCCCUUCCUGUUUCUGACAAGGAAGCAAGAGGGGCUGUAGGUGCCAGUCAGCCUGCACCUGAGAACCAGUCAACUGCACAGCACAUACGAAUGAAAUCUCACAGAAAUCAGGGUGUGUCGGAUGGGUCAAAACAUAAAGCAGUUGAGUUUUCUUCUGGUUCUAAAUCUCCGUCAAAAAGUGGAGCUCAGACACCCAAAAGCCCUCCUGAACAUUAUUUGCAGGAAACACCUCUGAUGUUCAGCAGGUGUACGUCUGUGAGCUCUCUGGACAGCUUUGAGUCUCACUCCAUUGCCAGCUCAGUACAGAGUGAACCAGGCAGUGAUAUGGUCAGUGGAAUAAUUAGUCCAAGUGAUCUCCCGGACAGUCCAGGGCAAACGAUGCCUCCGAGCCGAAGCAAAACACCACCUCCACAGCAUACGGCCCAAAUGAAACACAAAGCGAAAGCGCCUCCUCGCUCUGAAAAGAGGGAGUUAGCUCCAAGACGUGCAGCUGUGAAUUCUGCUGUCCAGAAAGUCCAGGUACUUCAAGACAGUGACACGCUCUUACAUUUUGCUACAGAAAGUACUCCGGAUGGGUUCUCUUGUGCUUCAAGUCUGAGUGCACUGAGCCUUGACGAGCCGUUCAUUCCAAAGGACAUUGAAAUGAGGAUCAUGCCUCCUGUUCAUGAAGAUGAUCAUGGAAAUGAUGAUGAACCUGAUAAAGAGGAUACCAAGGAAGCCAAGAACCAAGAUAAGGCAGAGGCAUACCAUGAACCAGAAAAGGAUAUACUUGGUGAUUCUGAUGAUGAUGAUAUUGAGAUAUUAGAAGCUUGUAUAAACUCAGCCAUGCCUACAAAGUCCUCAAGAAAACCAAAAAAGCCACCACCUUCAGCCACUUCAAGAAUACCUCCACCAGUAGCCCAUAAACCAAGUCAACUGCCUGUAUAUAAGCUGCUUCCUUCUCAGAAUCGAGGGCAGCAACAAAAGCAUGUGAGCUUUAAUCAUGGGGAAGACAUGCCAAGAGUAUAUUGUGUUGAAGGGACCCCCAUUAAUUUUUCAACUGCUACGUCUCUUAGUGAUCUCACCAUAGAGUCUCCUCCAAAUGAGUUUUCAAAUCCUGAGAGUGCUAUAGCCGGCAUGGGAUCCUGCCUUCAAAGAGACACAAUUCCAGAGGGGAGAAGCACUGAGGGAAAUGAUACCAACCAAAGUCCUUCUGCCAACAGUUCUGCAGUGGAUGAGAAAAAUGAAGAAGGGGAUGACAUACUUGCUGAAUGUAUCAGUUCUGCAAUGCCAAAAGGUAAAAGUCACAAUGCUUUCAGGGUAAAGAAAGUUAUUGAUCAUGUGCAACAUGCAUCUACAUCUGCUACUGGUCCAGUCAAACAGGAGAUGGCAAAGAAGCCAACUUCUCCAGUAAAGCCAAUUCCACAAAGCAGUGAAUACAGAGCGAGGAUGAAAUGUAUCGAUCCGUCAAGCAAUUUUGUCCCUGAGGCUUCAUACCCUGAUAAGAAUAAGAAUGGAGAUAAGCAAGACACCAAAAUGACUUCCAGAGAAUUUACUAAAAAACCUCCAAAUUCUGAUGACAGGGUGCGCCCAGGGUUUGCUUUCGAUUCCCCUCAUCAUUAUACUCCGAUUGAGGGAACCCCCUAUUGCUUUUCACGCAAUGACUCCUUAAGUUCAUUAGACUUUGAAGAUGAAGAUGUUGAUUUAUCAAAAGAGAAAGAUGAACUCAGAAAAGAAAGAGAGCACAAAAAGGAGAUGACUGAGAAUCCCACUGACCAGUCCUCGAGCCACCCACCUCCUGGCAGGUCCCGUGUGUAUCCCCAGGACCAUCAAAAACCUCCUCAAAAGCAAGUACCUUUGUCAGAAACAUCAAAAGAAAACACUGGGCCAGUGCCAGAUGAGAAGCAGAAUUUUGCUAUUGAAGACACGCCAGUAUGUUUUUCGAGAAACUCCUCUCUUAGUUCAUUGAGUGACAUUGACCAAGAGAAUAACAAUAAAAGCUCAAGUCACAAGGAAAUGCUAACUACCCAGGUUGAGGCAUCCAAGUCUCAGGCUACUUGUUACGCUCCAAAGGCUUUUCAUGUUGAAGAUACACCCGUUUGCUUUUCCAGGAACAGUUCACUCAGCUCGCUUAGCAUUGAUUCAGAAGAUGAUCUUCUGCAAGAAUGCAUCAGUUCUGCUAUGCCUAAAAAGAAAAAACAGCAACCUAAAAAUAAGGAAGGCGGUCAUGAAAUGACUGAUGACAAACGUAUGGGUGGAAUUUUAUCAGAGGAGUUAGAUUUGACAUUGGAUCUCCCAGACAUGCAUAGUCCGAUUUCAGAGCAAGCUCUUUCUCCGGAUUCGGAAUCAUUUGACUGGAAAGCCAUUCAAGAAGGCGCAAAUUCUAUAGUGAGCAGUUUGAAUCAAGCAGCUGCUUGUCUUUCUAGGCAAGCCUCUUCUGAUUCCGAUUCAAUCCUCUCUCUUAAAUCCGGCAUCUCAAUUGGAUCACCUUUCCAUCUGGUGGGAGAUCCAGAAGAGAAACAAGUUGCUUCUAGCAAAGGUCCGAGAAUAUUGAAGCCUGGUGAAAACAGCACUUUAGAAUCAAAAAAGAGAGAGGAGGAAGCCAAGAGCCUCAAGGGAGGAAAGAAAGUUUACAAAAGUCUUAUAACUGGGAAACCAAGGACAAGCACUGAGAAUUUGAGCUCGCAGCAGAGGCAAGUGCCAGUUCCCAUGAUCUCGCGUGGAAGGACAAUGAUUCAUGUUCCUGGUGUGAGGAGCAGCUCGCCCAGCACUAGUCCAGUUCCAAACAAAGUGCCGCCUAAGGGAGCCGCUUCAAAAGCUUCCAGCCAAGGGCAGAUGUAUGGUAACUCGCCACGAAAUCUGAAGCCACCUCUGAAAUCAGAUCCUUCCCCUACUAGUCGGCAGCCAUCUUCCCAAGGAGGGUCGGCUAAGACUCCCUCUCAGGCAGGCUCAAGAGACUCAAAUCCCUCAAAACCAGGUCAGCAGCCUUUGGGUAGACCUGUGCAGUCGCCUGCCCGCACCUCUAUUUCACCUGGAAGAAAUGGAAUCAGUCCUUCCAACAAGUUAUCCCAAAUACCUAGAGCACUGUCCCCAAAUGCAACCUCAAGCAAGUCACCGGGCACAGGCAGAAUUGCAUAUACUUCACCUGGUAGACCAUUAAGUCAGCAGACUCCAACUAAGCAAAGUGGGUUGCCCAGAAGUACCAGUGGAAUUCCAAGGAGCGAAUCUGCUUCAAAAAUUCUGAACCAGUCUGGAGCCACAGCUUCAUCAAAAAAGGAUCUGUCGAGGAUGUCAUCUAAGUCCAGUGGAAGUGAGUCUGAUCGAUCUGAGAAGCCUACUUUAGUUCGUCAGUCCACUUUCAUCAAGGAAUCCCCUAGCCCUACACUUAAAAGGAAAUUAGAAGAGUCUGCCUCGUUUGAGUCUUUAUCCCCAUCUGCUAGGCCGCUGUCUCCUACUCGAUCCCAAUCCCACUCAUUGUCGAGUCCAUCAUUGUCAGAUAUGUCACUGACUUUGCCUUACCAAGGCAGCUGCUGGAGGAAAUCUCCUCGCAGUCAGCAUUCUUCUGAAAACAGAGAUGGAGGAUCUCUCAAUAGACAUGACAUUGCCCGCUCUCACUCUGAAAGCCCAUCCAGGCUCCCAAUAAACCGAUCUGGCACAUGGAAACGUGAGAAAAGCAAACAUUCAACCUCCCUACCGAGAGUUGGCACUUGGAAGAGGACAGGGAGUUCCUCCUCCAUCCUUUCAGCUUCUUCAGAGUCCAGUGAAAAAGCAAAAAGUGAAGAUGAAAGGCUGACCUUGAGUCUACCUCAAGGAUCGAAGCAAAGCAAAGAUGGCAGCACUCCUUUAAAAGGAACGUGGAGGAAAACGAAGGACGGCGAUGCUCCUAAUUCAUUGAGUGGUGAACCCAAGGAUCCAUCCGAUGAUGCAGAUUCAAAGUCACUGGUCCAUAAUAUGGCCCCUGCUGUAUCCAAGGCCGAAGAUGUUUGGGUAAGAAUUGAAGACUGUCCUAUCAACAACCCCCGAUCAGGAAAAUCUCCGACUGGUAACACACCCCCAGUUAUUGACAGUCUGCCUGACAAAAUGACGCUUCCAAUUGCUAACGAAGCACAACCCAAACAAUCCACUGUGAAAGAAAACGCACUUACUUGCAUCUUUAGCUCGGAGGGUAAUUUGAAUUUAUUUGGUGGUGAUGGUCACGAUAAGAGAGGGUCUGACGUCAAAGCUGCAAGCCAUCCAAGAACAGUGACCGAGACUAAUGAAACCCCGGUUGCUGAACGCACUCCCUUCAGCUCCUCAAAUUCGAGCAAGCACAGCUCCCCUAGUGGGACUGUGGCUGCAAGAGUCACGCCAUUCAAUUACAACCCAAGCCCUAGGAAGAGCAGCGCGGACGGCUCCACCGCUCGGCCAUCGCAGAUCCCCACGCCGGUGUCCGGCAACGCCAAGACCGACUCCAAAGGAGAGAAUGUUGAAUCCAGCGGGAAUCAGAGUCCCAAACGCCUGUCUGGAUCCUACCUUGUGACCUCUGUGUAAAACAAAGACAGCUCUAGGAUCGGAUCACUACUGUACGCUUUCUUGCAACUACUGCUUUUGACCAUUGUGGCGCAACGAAAGGAAACCGUGUAAAUAUUUCUUGAGGGUUACUACUGUGGAAGCGUGUAGAUUUUUGCUUGUAGAUUUGUGACUGGCACACCAGGUUGUCAGAGUAAAAUCUUGUUUUGGAAGGUGUUGUAAGAAUAUUUGUACUGUACAGAUUUUUAUGUAUUAAUUUAAGUACCUGUAAUUGCUUGGCAAAUACAAAAAUGGAAUAAAAGUGACCUUUUUGAGAUGUACUGUACUAAAUUGUACUAUAGUGCUCAAGCAUUUGAGCUAUUGAAGUUUUUAUGACAUCUCCAUUAGGCCAGUAAAGUAAGAUCCUGCUGCAGAUACAGUACAAUAAAAAACAUACCCGUUCUGUGUUUGCAUGAACUGAUCUAAUGGUUUACUUCCUGAAGUAACAUUUGUGGUCACAUGAUGUGUAUAGAUAGCUGUAGUGUAACACAUUUACACUGUUUUGUGCGUGCUCUGAACAUAAGGAAAUACCUGUAACCUUGAAAAACCUGGAUGAGGUGUGUUACCUUGGACAUAGAUUUUAACAGAAAUUAGAUCAUUUGACUAUUGCUGUUAAUGUGUAUUCUGUUUGAGGAAAAUGGCUGCUCUUUUAAUAGGACAUUCAUUGUGUCUUAGAACGAAAUGAACAUGAGAAAAUAAAUUAUUGCUGUAUGCUUUAUCUAUUUUUAAACCUAAAUUUCCUUUCCCCUUUCCUAAUCAUUGUCUUUGUUAAAGCAUGUUAUUUGAAAUAGGCUUUCAUUCUGCCAAAAAACAUACAAUAUGUGAAUUACUGAGACACUUGUUUUAUUUUUAUCUUCACGCAAUAAAGUGGAUAUGUUUGGCUAUUUAAGAAAAACAACUGUUGCAAAUUAUUGUAAAGCAGCAUAAUAAACACUAAGAUUUUGGUGUAAA